AUGAUUGCUUGGGGCAAUAAACUGAAGAACCAGUUGUUCCGCCUGAACUGGGCCUGGAUCUCUCUGGAGAAGGAGUAUUACGUGGUGGAUGAGCAGACCAAGUUUCUGGAGGUGGUUCUGAAGCGCAGGGGAUACCUUGGGGAGACGUCGUUUGUCAGUAUUGGCACAAAGGAUGGCACAGCUGAAAAAGAUAAAGAUUUCAGGGGGAAGUCUCAGAAGCAGGUGCAGUUCAACCCAGGCCAGACCACGGCGACGUGGAGAGUACGAAUCCUGACUGACAGUGAGUUUGAGCAGUCGGAGACCUUCCAGAUUGUUCUAUCUGAGCCAGUGAUGGCUGCCCUUGAAUUCCCAGAGACUGCCACAGUGGAGAUCCUUGACCCAGCUGACGAGUCCACAGUCUUUAUCCCACAGUCGACAUAUUCCAUAGAAGAAGACAUUGGUGAGCUGAUGAUCCCAGUCAGGAGAAGUGGGGACGUAAGCCAGGAGCUGAUGGUCAUCUGCUUCACUCAACAUGGCACAGCCACGGGCACCAUUCCCACCACCGUGCUGUCUUACUCGGACUACAUUUCCCGCCUUGAGGACCACAACAGCGUGCUGCGUUUCGACAAAGGCGAGACGGAGAAGUUGUGCCGAGUGGUCAUCAUCGACGAUUCGCUGUACGAGGAGGAGGAGACUUUUAACGUGACCCUGAGCAUGCCCAUGGGAGGACGUAUCGGCAGCGAGUAUCCAUCCACUCAGAUCACGAUCGUGCAGGACACAGAUGACAUACCUGUUUUCUACUUCGGACAUACUGAAUACCAUGUUGAUGAGAGUGAUGGCUACGUGGAAGUCCGUGUGUGGAGGACUGGGACAGACCUCUCCAGGACGGCUACUGUCACAGUGCGAUCCCGGAAAACUGAUCCAGUGUCUGCUGAAGCUGGCAUAGAUUAUGUGGGUAUCAGCCAUAACUUAGACUUUGCCCCUGGAGUGAACAUGCAGACUUUCCGUGUGAUUAUUCUGGACGACUUGGGCCAGCCGGUCCUGGAGGGACCAGAGCAUUUUGAACUUGUUCUGCGGAUGCCCAUGAACGGCAUUGUGGGAGAGCCAGGAAAAGUCACAGUGAUCAUCAAUGACUCUGUCUCAGACUGUAAGUGGAUCACCUGGUAUGCAUUUUUCUACUAAAGUGGAACUCCUGAUGUAA
This is a messenger RNA of Polyodon spathula (Mississippi paddlefish), 1180 nucleotides long. RefSeq names its product FRAS1-related extracellular matrix protein 2-like. Gene Ontology annotation, cellular component: membrane. The coding region runs from base 1 to 1161 and encodes 386 amino acids. NCBI's taxonomy places the organism in Eukaryota, Metazoa, Chordata, Actinopteri, Acipenseriformes, Polyodontidae. The record is from RefSeq and is a predicted model, not a curated record. The transcript is spliced from 7 exons. Gene Ontology annotation, biological process: cell communication.